This is a messenger RNA of Saccharomyces cerevisiae S288C, 309 nucleotides long. RefSeq names its product Tos6p (gene TOS6). Bases 1 to 309 code for a protein of 102 amino acids. The transcript has a single exon. Gene Ontology annotation, cellular component: membrane. Lineage: Eukaryota; Fungi; Ascomycota; Saccharomycetes; Saccharomycetales; Saccharomycetaceae. The record is from RefSeq and is marked reviewed.
AUGAAAUUCUCUACUCUCUCCACCGUUGCUGCCAUUGCCGCAUUUGCUUCCGCAGAUUCCACCUCUGAUGGUGUCACUUACGUAGAUGUUACCACCACCCCACAAAGUACUACAUCUAUGGUCUCCACCGUGAAAACUACUUCCACUCCAUACACUACAAGUACCAUUGCCACUCUAUCCACUAAAUCUAUCAGUAGCCAAGCUAACACCACCACCCAUGAGAUCAGCACAUACGUCGGCGCUGCCGUUAAAGGCUCCGUUGCGGGUAUGGGUGCCAUCAUGGGUGCUGCUGCCUUUGCUUUGUUAUAA